UUCGCUCUUUGGAGGCAGCCCGGAGCCAUCGGCGCGGCGCCCAGCCUCCUCAGUCGGGGUGGCGUCCGUAGGCUCCUCGCUCAGUCUAGCUCGGGGGGCGCUCGACGGCGGCGCGAUGGGGCUCCAGCGCUGCUGCGGGGGGCGGCCCCGAUCCCCAGACCGCUUCCUCCUCCUCCUGCUCCUCUAACGGCAGGGGCCGCGGCGGGGGCCUCCCCCCGAGCCAUGUACGCCAAGGGCAAGGGCUCCAGCGUGCCCUCCGACGGACAGGCGCGCGAGAAGUUGGCACUGUACGUGUACGAAUAUCUCCUUCAUGUUGGGGCCCAGAAAUCUGCACAGACCUUCCUCUCAGAGAUCCGGUGGGAAAAGAACAUUACUCUGGGAGAACCACCUGGCUUCCUUCACUCCUGGUGGUGUGUGUUUUGGGACCUGUACUGUGCAGCACCUGAUCGGCGAGAGACCUGUGAGCACUCGAGUGAGGCCAAAGCUUUCCAUGAUUAUAGCUCUGCAGCUACAACCAGUCCUGUGAUGGCCAACCUGCCGCCCAAUGAUGGCAUCCCCAGCGGACCUCUAUUGUCAGGUUUUUUUCAGGGACCACCUGGCUCCCAGCCAUCGCUACAUGCUCAAGCUCCUCUGCACAACCCCAGUGCGGCAAUGAUGGGACCACAUAAUCAGCCAUUCCUGCCUUCGCGCUUCCCUGGUGGGCUCCGUCCUUCCGUUCGAAUGCCAAGCCAGCCAUCUAUGGGUGUGUCUGGCCCUCAGCCUCUGCUGCCCAGUGCAAUGGACCCAGCAAUCCGAUCACAAGUAGGGCAUCCUAACAUGGGCCCGAUGCAGCGCAUGACCCCACCACGGGGUAUGACAGGAAUGGCUCCACAGAAUUAUGGUGGUGGCAUAAGACCUCCUCCAGGGUCCCUGGUUUGCCCUGGUAUGCCCACAAUGAACAUAGCUCCGGGUAUUCGAGGAUCCUGGCCAAAUAUAAACACAAACUCGGUAUCCUAUUCCUCAUCUUCUCCUGGCAGCUAUGGGGGAGGUGGAGGGCCCCCUGGCACCCCUCUCAUGCCAAGCCCUGGAGACUCCACCAACUCUAGUGAAAAUAUGUACAUGAUGAACUCUGUUGGCCCUCCUCCAAGCCGGCCUGGGUUCUCCAUCGGGCCAAGUCCAGAAGGUCCAAUGGCUGGGAUGAGUGCCAUGGAACCUCAUCAUAUGAAUGGAUCCUUAGGUCCAGGUGAAAUAGAUGGGAUGCCCAAGAAUUCCCCGGGUAGCAUGGCUGGCAUAGCUAACCCACCGGGCACCCCGCGUGAUGACAGCAGCGGUGAGAUGGGCAGCAGCUUCUUAAACCCCUUCCAAAGCGAGAGCUAUUCGCCCAGCAUGACUAUGAGCGUGUGACCCGGCCCGGAUGCCCAGUCCCAGAGGAGCCAGACUGAUGCCCGGGUCUUAAUCCCCCUGUAUUUAAUAACAGCUUCCCUUGAUUGCUAGUCUCAGCCCCCCUGCCCCCAGUCUGGACUGUUGAUCCCCGCCCAGGUCACCACCCACCCUCUAAUUGGUACUCAAUAAACUGUAGUGACGUGAACGAUUGUCACUCAGCAAGUGGGACAGCUGAAGGUUUGCUAUGCUGCUCAAGUGGACAGUUAUGAAAGGGAGGGAGCUGCACCCCUCCUGCUGGACUGCAGCAUCCCCCACCCUGAGGGGUUUAUGAUGGUGCCCUUGGACAUUGGGACUCUCGUCCACCCUGCGCCUUUGGACUUUUAAAUUCUGCAUUGUAGCAGGAACGGUUGAGCUGUUGGGAAAGCUCCAUCUCGGUCUCCGUUCUUAAAACUAGUGAUACGGUUGGGGAAAAGGCAUGUGCUUCAGGAAAAAGUGGUUAAGGGGCUCUUCUGGAGUCUUGAUAUUCAGCGGGAGGGCUAGAGGAAGCCAGAAGGCCCCUUUUGGCAAGUUUGGGAGGUAAAUGGGGAAGAAGUGGUGGGUGGAAGUUGACUGCUACAAACUGAGAUGGAGUCUGGCUUAAAGUAGAUUUGGGGAUGAAGAUGUGUGGAUUUGGCUGUCAAUGCAAAAGUGCUCUCGAUAUUUUUUGAGCAACGGGCAGACUACCUUCUCCCCUAAUUGCAGCCAGCUUCAGUUUCCUGCCUAUGUUCGUUGGGCUAGAAAGAAAAAUAGCAAAGUUGUUUCCUAAUUGCACAGACUUCUGUGGAAGUAUUCUUGAUUCUGCCCAUAUCGGUUGGCAGAGACUGUGUGGUACCAAUGCUAUAGGGGGCAAAAAGGACACCCUAAAAUUGAGCUCAAGGUGAAUUUGAGCUUGGUUCCUGAUGACUUCACAGAAACUUCCAUGUUGUUUUCUUGGCAAUAGCAUGGAAGUAUUUUGCCACUGCAUUCUAUGGGAUGUAUUUUCAACUUCCUACAGCCUUGGGAUUUCCUAGCAGUCUCCCAUUCAGGUAUUAACCAGGCUAAAAUCUGCACAGCUUCCAAGCCUAGAGAAGGUCAGCCAGAUGCUGCCACCAGCUGACCCACCAGUUGCUAUGCAAACACACAAAUUAUUAUAGUAAUUACUGUUUUUCUCUUUCCCUGCAUCAUGUUUUUAGCUUUUUUAGUUUUUUCUCCCUUGAAUAGGGUGUUUUAAACACCUAUGGCAUGUUUUCUCUUUCCCCUCUGCCAUCAGUAACAGAAAAAGAAACUUAGCUUAAGAGAACUUUAUGGCAGUCAACAGAGGUGCACAUUAGCAGAUUUCCCUUGUUCUGUCUUCCAUCCCUUUCAGCUAGGAAGGUAAAGGGGAAAUGCUAUGAAUGACUUGUAAAAAAAAGCUAGACCUCCAUCUCUUCCCAACACUAACAAGCAAGAAUAUAAAGAUACUACACCUUUGACUUCAGCUGUUUCUCUCCAAAGUCAGUCCUCCAUCUGUCAGCUUUCAGAUACAUCCUAUUACAAUUCCUGCCACCAUAGCUGGCAACUUUGGAUGUUGGGAGUUGAAAGCUAAGACCUCUGAAGGGCACCAAGUCAAGGAAGCCUACUGUACUUAUAUGUCAGUUAAUACAUUGGCAGAGACCUAAUCCUUUGGCCUGUUCUCACACCCGUUAUCAGAGGAACACAUCCUUUGUGGAAAGUCUGUCCUCCGGGAUGGAUAGAGAUGAGCUGGCCCUCAGAAUGGACAGAACAGGAGUAAAGUCUCCUUUGAGUUUUAUAUUUUGGCAACAACGUGAAAGUGAUUUACUUUGGGGAGAGUUGACUCCCCAGUCUAGUCUAUAGUUUUGGACUGUUCUGAAGCUCUCACAUCCAAGUGCUAAGCAGGUCCAACCUACUUAGUGUUUUUUUUUUGAGAGCCACCAUGUUGGCAAAGGGCUUCCACCAGCCAAAACUAAGAGUCACAGCCCAAGUGUAGUUGAUUUGUUUGGGUGUAGGCAACACCUUGCUCAGUUCAGGCAUUCCAGUCAAAACUGGAUGGAUAGCUGGGCAGCUUUUGAGCUCAUCCAGCCAAGGGGAAUCCACCAUCUCCCUCACUGGUUCCAUUAUCAAAGGACCCUUCCAGCUGGGAAGUUUUCUCAAACAUGUAACCAGAGUUUGUCUUCUUGUGUCUUAAGUCCAUUCAAGCUACCGAGGUCUUGACCUUCAGUGGUACUUCAGGAGUGCCAUCAUAGUUCCCCUUGUUUUUUUCUCAAGGCUUAAUACACCCAACUCCUUCAGUCUCUUCUCAUAGGACUACGGUCCGGGUCAGCCCUAUGAGCAGACCCAAUCAAGAAACAGGAAGACUGGAACUAUACUUUAUUGAUAGGCUACAGUAACAGAAUCUUGCAAGUCUGCCCAUGUUUUCCCUCCCAACCCUCUUAUACCAGAGGGGAGCCAGUCUGAGUCUUGUUCUUAUGCUUUCCCAACUACCUGGGCUUAAUGCAUGCUUCAGCACCUGUUGUUGUUCUAACGGCUUUUCUGUGUCUUCUCCAAGGUCAUCUCCAUGGCUCCCUACAGUUCCUGACCCCUAAUUAUCCUUUCCCCCGUUUUUUGAACUCAUUCCAGUUUGUCUCUGUUCUUAAAAUGUGGUGUCCAGAACCAGACUGAACAGCAAUACAUGAUCAUUAUUAUCGUCAUCACUAUCAUCUGCAAGCUGAGAUGCCUGAUCCCAACUUUUCCAAAAAGUAUUGGGAUCUUAGAUCUUGGCUUUGGGAGCAGCAAAGCUUAAAAAAAAAUAGUUGAGUCAUUCUGUUUUGCUUGGUUAGGUGUGAAUGGAUAUAACAGUUCAUAGGCAUUGAAAAGGAGGCAGAUGAAGAACGUGCAUUGUAAUGUGACACAAACUCUGCCCCUCAGUAUUUGCCUGCAGUGUCAUGACACCAGUAGGAAAGGGCAGAAUUUCCAUUGUGGUGUCCCUACAUAUUUUGAUAUUGUAAUUAGGCAUGGAUGCCUGUAUUACCAUUCACUAAAAUAAUCAGCAUAGGUCCUGGGCUGGAUUUGAAGUUUGAGAGACAUGCUGGAAGAGGACACAUAUAAAAGUGGGCAUAAAAACUAUCUCACUUUAUCUCUGAUUCAAAUGAAUUGAAGAUAGGUUGAUUUUUCCAUGUGCCUGAUGGAACCAGCUACCAUCUCCUAUCACAUUAACAAAAUUCAGGGGCAGCUUUUACAGGGGCUUUUAGUGAAGUUGUAGAUUGUGCACUCCCUGCUUUAGAUCUUUUCACUGCUAGUUCUGGAUUCUUCCAUUAACUCUUUCAAAUGCCGUUCUUCAUCAUCUGCUUCAUUAUAGCCCACCAGCCCUUGUUUCCUGUUCCUCUUCCAAAUUGUGCCGCAUGGGCUAGUGCUAUAUGCUAUAAAAGUAGGAGGCACUCUUUAAGCUUGUCUCAUCAACACAAGAGCAGCUCUGGCCAUGGAGAUCCAAGUGCAAGAGAGACAGAUUUAGAAUGGGUUACCUCUCUGAGCCCAUUACUGUUUCAGGAACAUUCACUCUUCCCACAAGCCUACGUUGUCAGCAGCUGAACUUAGGUAGGGACAAAGACACAAUCUACGUGUCACAGUUAUUUAUCAGUUGAUCCCAAUCUUUCUAUCCAGCUCUCCUUGGAAGCAGCUAUAGUCCCACCUUCCCAGCAUAAUUGGAACACGAUGCUGACUCUCUCUCCCACCCACCACCGUCAUUAUAAAAACUUUAAGGAUUCCUACAGUUGGGAAUUGGGGAACUCAUGUCAGAGCUGUGUCCGUUACCACGUUGAGGAGAAACAAGUACAUUCCGUGAUAGCAAUGCAAAAGGCAGAAUCUAUUUUUUUCAACAGUUUAUAUGAAAAUGGGCUCUUCUCAUUCUAAUCCUCCCCCAGAACUUUAGCAAGGGGAGGGCUCUUCUGAUCAUGUUCCCAUUUCUACCUAGUCAUUCUGUAUUUUCCAAAACCAUGUUUACACCCAACACUUCCAUACCUCCAGGAUGUGUGUGAUCUUUUAAUAGCAAAUUAAUUAUAUGUAAAGUAAGGGUUUGGAUUGUAUAUUCCCACUUGGUACAAAACUUCCUCCUCAAUUUAACCUGGAUCUAUGGAUGGGGGAUAAAUUUCCUCAGCUGGUAUCUUAAUAACUUAUCAAGUUGAUAGGCAGCAGAGAAAACAAAUCUUUUGCCGGGAGGGUAUUUCUGCAUCUCAGAAUUUUAUAAUGUAGCUUUCCAAAAAUUGCAAGGAAAAGCAAAUAUAAAAAUGUAUGUAAGGAAAAAUGGUAUGUAAAAAAUUAGGCAAAAUUGUAUAUCAAAAUGUAAUUGUUUUAAAAUUACAAGUGAUGCAGAAACAGAACCAAAUUAAUUUGUGGCUGAAAAAAAAUGAAUCAAAUUCAUAUUCAUCCAUUCUUACAUAACUUAACACUUUUGAAGUGUUGGGGUUUCACAGCUUUUGUGUGAUUGUAAAAAGUAUAUUGGGGAGAAGAGAGAUGAUUGAUUCUUCUCCUUUUUUCUGGGUUUGGGGUCAGCUUCUGCUCAAACUUAAAGAAUGGGGAAGAAGGCAAAUUUGCUGCCCCAGUCCAGAUCCAAAGGAUUACAGCAUCAGCUUGGGCUUUUUUUCAUUGUUAUUCUGUGUAAAUAAAAUACCAUUUUUGGAGGAAGUCAUUGAAUUUUUAAGGUUUCCAAUGAGAAAACUUGCAUCAAUAAA
This is a messenger RNA of Python bivittatus (Burmese python), 6083 nucleotides long. It is a transcript of the gene SSBP4, whose product is annotated as single stranded DNA binding protein 4. Lineage: Eukaryota; Metazoa; Chordata; Lepidosauria; Squamata; Pythonidae. Gene Ontology annotation, molecular function: single-stranded DNA binding; protein binding. The record is from RefSeq and is a predicted model, not a curated record. Gene Ontology annotation, biological process: positive regulation of transcription by RNA polymerase II. Gene Ontology annotation, cellular component: nucleus.